This is a messenger RNA of Lizanozyma spartinae, 1323 nucleotides long. It is a transcript of the gene CDS1, whose product is annotated as phosphatidate cytidylyltransferase. NCBI's taxonomy places the organism in Eukaryota, Fungi, Ascomycota, Pichiomycetes, Serinales, Debaryomycetaceae. The transcript has a single exon. Gene Ontology annotation, cellular component: endoplasmic reticulum membrane. Gene Ontology annotation, molecular function: phosphatidate cytidylyltransferase activity. The record is from RefSeq and is a predicted model, not a curated record. Bases 1 to 1323 code for a protein of 440 amino acids.
AUGACAGGAGAAACAUCCGUUAAGUCCGCCUCUGCCACUGACGUAAGCUCGCCAUCAUCAAAAAGUGAGGUUAAAAUUAAGAGUUUGAGUAAGAGUGAUGACAAGAAGAAUACUACCACAACUGUCACCAACGAACGAGAGAAGAAGAAGCAAACAUUCAUUACAAGAACCGUAUGGACUCUUGUGAUGAUUGUGUUCUUCCUCGUUGUUAUUGCUGGUGGGCAUUCAACAAUUGUAUCAUUGGUUGUUGUUGCUCAGUUGUUAACGUUUAAAGAGGUGAUUGCUCUUACUGCUGAACCAGCUAGAGAUAAGAAUAUCCCUUGGAAUAAAUCAUUAAAUUGGUAUUUCCUUAUAACCACAAUCUAUUACCUUGAAAGUGAUGUGUUGGUAGGCUUCUUUCAAGAUUACAUUUAUUCAAAUAAAUUUUUAACUGUAUUGGUAACUCACCAUACAUUUAUCAGUUACUUUUUGUAUGUAUUGGGUUUUAUUUUCUUUAUUUUGACUUUGAAAAAGGGGUUCUACAAGUUCCAAUUUGCUCAAUUGUGUAUUACUCACAUGACUUUAUUGAUUGUGGUGUUCCAGGGCCAUCUUGUAAUGGAAAAUAUUCUUACUGGUGUAUUUUGGUUCUUUUUACCUGUGGCAUUGGUCAUUGUUAACGAUAUCUUUGCUUAUUUAUGUGGUAUAACAUUUGGUAGAACUCAAUUGAUUGAAAUUUCUCCAAAGAAAACUGUGGAGGGAUUUCUUGGUGCUUGGAUCUUUACAAUGUUGUUUGCCGUAUUUUUUACUUAUGUGCUUUCAAUGUCUGAUUUCUUCAUUUGUCCUGCAGUCAAUUUAUCUACAAAUGUCUAUAAUUUCCCAACUUGUGACCCAAACCCAGUCUUUGUUAGCCAAUUAUACACUGUCCCUCAGAACUUUAUUUCCAGAUAUUAUGAAGUGGAUAUUAUUACUAUGAAACCAAUUUAUUUGCAUUCUUUGGCAUACGCAACUUUUGCUUCUUUAAUUGCUCCUUUCGGUGGGUUCUUUGCAAGUGGACUUAAAAGAGCUUUUGGUAUCAAAGACUUCGGUGAUACUAUUCCAGGUCAUGGUGGUGUAACUGAUCGUAUUGAUUGUCAAUUCCUUAUGGGUUCAUUUUCCUACUUGUACUAUCAAACUUUUGUAUCAACCUCAAAUAUGAACAUUGCUAACGUUCUACAGAUUGCAGUGAUGAAUUUAUCCGAACCUCAAAUCUUACAAUUAAUCAAAAGCUUGUUACGGUAUUUGAAUGGUGUUUCUUGGCUCAGUGAUGGGAAAUUAGAAACUGUCUUGCAAAUCUUAGAUGCUUAA